This is a messenger RNA of Daucus carota subsp. sativus, 1701 nucleotides long. RefSeq names its product 1-aminocyclopropane-1-carboxylate synthase 7. NCBI's taxonomy places the organism in Eukaryota, Viridiplantae, Streptophyta, Magnoliopsida, Apiales, Apiaceae. The transcript has 3 exons. Gene Ontology annotation, biological process: amino acid metabolic process; biosynthetic process. Gene Ontology annotation, molecular function: transaminase activity; pyridoxal phosphate binding. The coding region runs from base 103 to 1431 and encodes 442 amino acids. The record is from RefSeq and is a predicted model, not a curated record.
AAACAAUACUCUCUCAUCUCUCAACUCAAGAUAAAGAUUUUAAGAAAAGCUCUUCAUUCAUUCCUCCUCAGUUCCCAUAUUUGUACACAGACCAUCUAUCAAAUGGCUAUUGAGAUUGAGCAAGCUUCAUCAGUUGAGCUAUCAAACAUUGCCAACUCCGAAACCCAUGGAGAAGACUCACCAUACUUUGCUGGAUGGAAAGCUUAUGAUGAGAAUCCUUAUGAUGAGUUCCAUAACUCCACUGGUGUUAUUCAAAUGGGAUUGGCAGAAAAUCAAGUUUCAUUUGAUUUGCUAGAGGAGUACCUAGAAAAUCAUUCAGAAGCAGUUAGCUGGGGCAAAAAGACUCCUAGUUUCAGAGAAAAUGCUUUGUUUCAGGAUUAUCAUGGACUCCAAUCUUUCCGAAAGGCAAUGGCAAGUUUCAUGGGAAAAAUUAGAGGGGGCAGAGCUAAAUUUAAUCCCGACAGAGUCGUUCUAACAGCAGGUGCAACAGCUGCUAAUGAACUCCUCACCUUCAUUCUAGCUAAUCCUGGUGAUGCAUUGCUAGUCCCAACUCCAUACUAUCCAGGAUUCGACAGAGAUAUUAGAUGGAGAACUGGAGUGCAAAUUGUACCCAUCCACUGUGACAGUUCAAACAAUUUCCAAAUCACUCCGAAAGCCUUGGAAGCCGCCUACGAAGAUGCAACAUCGAAGAACAUGAAAGUUAGAGGAGUCCUCAUAACAAAUCCUUCAAACCCUCUAGGCGCCACAAUUCAAAGAAAAGUCCUGGAACAAGUCCUUGACUUCGCGACAGCCAAGAACAUCCAUCUAGUCUCCGAUGAAAUCUACUCCGGAUCAGCCUUCUACGCCUCCGAAUUCAUCAGCAUUGCAGAAGUCCUAGCUGCCAGAAACUAUAAAGAGUCCGAAAGAGUCCACAUUGUCUACAGCCUCUCCAAAGACCUCGGCCUGCCAGGCUUUCGCGUAGGCACAAUCUACUCCUACAACGACAAAGUCGUGACCACAGCACGAAGAAUGUCGAGUUUCACCCUCAUAUCAUCCCAAACUCAGCACCUCCUGGCAGCCAUGCUGUCAGAUGAAACUUUCACAGAGAAUUACAUAAGAGAGAACCGAAAGAGGCUGAGGACUCGAUACGAGAUGAUCAUAAAAGGCCUGAGGAGGUCCGGUAUCGAGUGCCUAGAAGGGAAUGCAGGGCUCUUCUGCUGGAUGAAUCUGAGCCCAUUACUGGAGAAAAACACAAGAGAAUGUGAGCUAGAGCUCUGGACAUCUAUUCUCAAGGAAGUGAAGCUGAACAUUUCUCCAGGAUCAUCUUGUCAUUGUUCAGAAGCUGGAUGGUUCAGAGUCUGCUUUGCAAACAUGAGUGAGCAGACACUGGAUAUUGCACUCAACAGAAUCCGAGUUUUCAUGGAGAAGAGGAACAACAAGAUCCAUGCAUGAAGAACAGUAAUUAUAUUAAAUAUAUAAAUAUAUAUAUACACUAAAUGUUAAUUUCUUUUUUAUAUUAAUUUAUUUAAUUAUUUAUAAUUUUUGGGGUUAAGCUUAUAUAUUCCUGAUUUUUUUUAUGGCAAUUCCUUGUCCAAAAUUUUGGAUUGCCAGGAUACUGUAAAUCAGAAUAUACUGUAAUACCAGCAUCUUUUUUCUUGUUUAAUGCUUGUAAUAAGUUUUAUACAGUGAACAUGUGGUUAUAAAAUUCUCUUAUUAUUAAAA